Molecule: messenger RNA, 2918 nt
Organism: Harpegnathos saltator (Jerdon's jumping ant)
Lineage: Eukaryota; Metazoa; Arthropoda; Insecta; Hymenoptera; Formicidae
Exons: 8
Biological process (GO): detection of chemical stimulus involved in sensory perception of smell; sensory perception of smell
Cellular component (GO): plasma membrane
Molecular function (GO): odorant binding; olfactory receptor activity
Source: RefSeq, a predicted model, not a curated record
UUCUUUACUUAUAGAAAAUAUUCUUUCUGGCAAUUCUCUCGAACGGCGGUAUUCUUGAAGAUGAUGGGACGUGUUGUAAGUAUCAAAAUUGCGCGAGAUCAAUAAGAUAUGAAUACAGAAGCGGCAGUCAUCAACUAUCGACCCACAUUAUGGUCAAUGUCCGGCAUUAGCGAAACGUUGUGCAAUCCAAUUCCUAUUCGACUACAAGAAUGUCAUGGAAAGAGGAUGUGGCAUACGCUAUGACUCCUAUCAAACUCUUGACUAUACCCUUGGGUGCUUGGCCCUUACAGGAGUACAACAAGUUCGCUUUAGCGCGUCAUAUCGUGUCUACUGUCGGAUUGGCUGUGACGGUGGUUGUUCAGUUUCUCGAACUCAAUUACACUUGCACCGGAGCGUACGCGCAGCUCGACGCUCUGACGCUCUUCACGUGCGGCAUACUCGCUGUAUUGAAGAUAACAUGGUUCCGCAUCUACGCCGAUAACCUGACUUGCAAUUACUCAUCUGCCAUGAGCGAUUAUCGCGCGAUCGACAGCGAGGAGAAGCGUGCUAUCAUGCGAAAACACGCUUUCCUGGGGAGAAUAAUCUGCAUUAUCGCCUUGUUGAUCUCUUACGUCGACUCGGUGAUUUUUAUCGUGGGCCACUCGGCAACGAGCACCAGGGAGUUCCGACUGAACUCAUCCAUCGAGGGCCUUCGGUCGGGAUACGCUAUCCCAUCAACGUGCACGUUAGCGCAUUUCUACAUCUCGAAAAACGUGUUCAUAGCGAUCUUCAUGUUGGAGAGUAUCCUAUUGGUAACCAUGUGUCUUGGCAAUCAUGGUAGCGACUCUUUAUUCCUUCAAAUUACGUUGCAUAUCUGCGGCCAAUUAAAAAUCCUGAAGACCGAAUUCAUUAAUUUUGAGAUUGAAGGCCCGAAAGUCUGCGAACGCUUCAACGCGUUAAUUCAGAGACACGAUCACCUGAUAAAAAUGUCGAGGAAACUCGCCGAAUCAAUCAGUUUCGUUUUGUUGGUGCAGCUCUUCAUCAGCAGCGUGCUUAUAUGCGUAUUAGGUGCAUACACUUACACUAAUUCAGUACUUACACAUUGACGGAAAGAGACAGGUAACUCUGCCACAAUCUAUAUUGGACAAAUGUGUGUUUUCGCAGGAUUUCAAUUUAUCAUAGCUCUGAAAACCAGCGACUUUGGUAUGAUGUCGAAAAGUGUCCUGGUACUCAGCGCCUUUCUCGCGCAGUUGACGCUAUACAGUAUGGUCGGCGACUACUUGAAGUCUCAAAUGGAAGAAGUCGCGCAGUCCGCCUAUCAGAACACUUGGUACGAUCUUCCCGCGAAGGCGACGAAAAACGUAACGUUCAUCCUGAUGUGGAGCCAGCUUCCGAUGAAGCUGCAAGCCGGGAAUUUCAUUGUGAUGGAUCUGCCCACUUACAUGAGCAUCUUGAAGACUUCUAUGUCGUAUCUGUCUGUGCUGCGCGUAAUGAUAGAGAACAGUUUCGAGAUGGAAGAUGUCAUACAACAUGUCAUACAAGCGCAUCCACUACGAAUGAAACGCAAGCGAGGAUCGCCGAUGAUCGACCCGUAUUACAGCCGCACACCGACAUUAGCGAGCACCGCGCAAAUAUCGUAUUAUUUGACUACAAUAAUGGAAUGGAAUGACGAUGUGGUAUACGCUUUGACUCCCCUCAAACUCUUAUCUAUGCCAUUAGGCUACUGGCCCCUGCAAGAAAAUAAUAUGUUCGAUCUACUGCGGUAUAGCCUGUGUGUCGCCAGUUUGGCUUGGGUGCUGAUCGGCCUCUGUAUCGAAAUAUCCUACAACUGUAUUGACUCGUACACGAAAAUCGACGCUCUUUUGAUCUUCACGUGCGCUUUACUGGCAUUGCUGAAGAUAACGUGGUUUCGUAUAUACGCCGACAACCUGAUUAGCAUCUUCAACUCCGCCAUCAACGAUUAUUUCGCGAUCGACAAUGAGGAGAAGCGCGAUAUUAUGCGACGGCACGCUUUUAUGGGCAGAGCGAUUUGCUAUAGCGUCGCAUGUGUCUCUUAUGUCGCCUCGCUGUUCUACAUGUCGUUGCCUCUACUGAUGACUGUUUCAGUAAACGGUUCCGUCGCAGGUUUCGAAAGGAAAUAUCCGAUCCCCUCGAUAUGUACCUUAGGGUCCUUGAACAUUUCGAUGACUUUGCACAUUGUGCUGUAUGCGAUGCAUAGUAUUGUGUUAAUCAUCAUUUGCUCUGGCAAUCUCGGCGGUGACUCCUUCUUCCUCGCGAUUACGUUGCAUGUCUGCGGACAAGUGGAACUACUGCGGUCCGAAUUUGCCAAUUUCGGUGUGAAAAGCUCGAAUUCAAACGAAGACUUUUCCAAGUUGGUGACGAGACAUCAUUAUCUGCUGGAUCAAGCGGUGCUGCUGACCGAAACGAUUAGCUUCGUAUUAGUGAUGCAAUUGUUCGUCAGUUGCGUUCUUAUUUGCGUAAUGGGUUUUCAAUUUAUCUUGGCAUUGAAAGUGGGCGACAUAAUCAUGAUAAUUAAAGCUGUGAUAGUACAGUGUGAUCUUUUGGCUCAGAUGUUUGCCUACAGCUACGUGGGAGAUUAUCUAAAGUAUCAAAUCGAGGAAAUUGCACAGUCAAUUUACUGCAGCAAUUGGUAUUUCUUAUCGGUUAAAUUGAUGAGGAGUACCAUUUUCGUCAUUGCACGGUCGCAGCAACCUAUUCAGCUGGCGGCUGGCAGAUUUCUCGCCGUAAACAUGGAGACAUUUAUGAGUAUAAUAAAAACCUCUCUCUCGUAUCUAUCCGUGUUACGUAUGAUGGUGAAAACGUAGAAUGGAGAUAACCGAUGAAAUACUUGAAAAGAUAAUUGCACAUCUAAGCAGUGUCACGAUUUUGCGAGUUCGGAAAGAAACAUAUUUUUGUCUAUAUAAUUAAAUUUUUGACAU